Molecule: messenger RNA, 664 nt
Organism: Thlaspi arvense
Lineage: Eukaryota; Viridiplantae; Streptophyta; Magnoliopsida; Brassicales; Brassicaceae
Source: the annotation of a GenBank genome assembly
GCACUAGAUAUAGCUGUAAGAUAUUUAAAUGGACACUAGGAGAGAAUCAUGACACGUGUACAUGUACUAUACAUAUAAUCAACGGAGACAUUUCUGUAGGGACAUAAUCAAUCACAAAGACGAAAACAAAAACAACAAAGAUCUCAGGAAAAGAGAGAGAGAGAAUGAUGAAGAUACAACUGACGAUAGUACCGGCUCUUCUGAUUCUGGUGGCUUUGUCUUCCAACUUGACUAUUUUGGUGGAGGCUCAAGCAGGCACCAUAGACUGCUACGAUAGUUGCUCCACCGGCUGCGUCAAGCCCGACAACGAUCCGAUGCGAAAGAAAAUGCGCCAAACGGUGCCGCCCAGUGGUAUAAGGGCAAGGGAGACUGGUGCUUGAACUAUAUAUUCACUAAUAUUUAUAUAACUUAAAUAUGUUGUAAUGUAAUUCUUACAAUCGCAUCUCCCUAAAACAUACUAUGCAAUAAUGUAACUAAUAAACCAAGCUAAGUGGUUGUAGUCCAUAUGGUUUAGAGUGGUGAGGGUUUUGACCUAUGAUUCAAAUCCCACCAACUAAAGACCUCCACUAUUCACCAACUAUGUAUGUAUGAUCAUGGAUCAGUUUUGGAUUAAUCUCAGUAAUUAAAAAGGAUAUAUUGCACUCAAUAAUAACAACUACAAUGC